Molecule: messenger RNA, 658 nt
Organism: Echinops telfairi (small Madagascar hedgehog)
Lineage: Eukaryota; Metazoa; Chordata; Mammalia; Afrosoricida; Tenrecidae
Gene: CUTA
Product: cutA divalent cation tolerance homolog
Exons: 7
Coding region: 15-578 (187 amino acids)
Biological process (GO): response to metal ion
Molecular function (GO): copper ion binding
Source: RefSeq, a predicted model, not a curated record
AGCCCAGAGGGUGCAUGAGCGGGGGGCGGGCGCCAGGGAUCCUGCUCGGCGGAGUGGCCGUUCUGCUCCUGUCGCUGCUUUGGAUGCCGGCGCUCCUGCCCGUGGCCUCCCGCCUUCUGUGGAUACCCCGAGCCCUCUUCUCCAUGGCCUCGGCCUCUGGAAGUACCCGGGCCCACCCCCCGUCGCUCCUGGGCUCCGGAUAUGUCCCCGGCUCCGUGUCGGUAACCUUUGUCACCUGCCCCAAUGAGAAGGCCGCCAAGGAGAUCGCCAGGGGUGUGGUGGUGAAGCACCUAGCCGCUUGUGUCAGCCUCAUCCCCCACGUCACAUCCAUCUACGAGUGGAAAAAGAAGGUUGAGGAAGACCACGAGGUGCUAAUGAUGAUUAAAACGCGGAGUGCCUUGGUUCCAGCUUUGACAGAAUUUAUUCGUUCUGUGCACCCUUACGAAGUCGCUGAGGUGAUUGCGUUGCCCGUGGAGCAGGGGAAUGUCCCCUAUCUGCACUGGGUGCACCAGGUGACAAAGGGUUCUGGCUCCCAGCACCACCCGACUGUGGACAGCCCUACUGUGCCCUCACUGUGAUCCCCCUCAUCAGCACCAAGACCCCCUGGUGGUGUGGUGAUGGCUGGGUCCCCAUUAAACCCUCUCAAGUUUUCACUGUC